Messenger RNA from Musa acuminata subsp. malaccensis (wild Malaysian banana), 3137 nucleotides. Its product is annotated as two-component response regulator ORR21. Gene Ontology annotation, biological process: cytokinin-activated signaling pathway; phosphorelay signal transduction system. Gene Ontology annotation, molecular function: DNA binding. NCBI's taxonomy places the organism in Eukaryota, Viridiplantae, Streptophyta, Magnoliopsida, Zingiberales, Musaceae. The record is from RefSeq and is a predicted model, not a curated record.
AGUACAGUCUAAAUUGUGGCCGUCUCUCUCUUUCUCGCUCCUCUCUCCUCUCUCCGUCUCUCUAUAUCGCGCACAGUGAUCUUUGGAUCGAGGUAGGGCGACGGAAUUGGAUGAGAGAGGCGCGAUCCGGAGCUCCCAAGGGUUUGUUCUUCCUGAUCCUGCAGUGGAUCCGAUCGUAGCGGGGUCGGAUUGCGGCGAAGGGGGCGUCCCGUUGACUUCGCCGCCCUGCUGCCGCGUGGAGGUUGCGGCGGAUCCGGGGAAUGGAUCUUGCUGUUCUUCGAAUUGGAGAUGUCAUGGAUGGAAGCUAGAUAGGAACGCCGUUAGGGUAUCGGUGGGAGGAGGAAAAGAGGCCGUUCGGGGGUGGGAUUUGAUAAAAUCUCUGGGAAGUGGUGGGUAGAUUGGGGGGAGUGCGAAGGUUUGGGAAUCGACGGUGCGGAAGAUGAGCGUGGGAAGCAGCUACGCGAGCUCCAGGUUGGAGAAUAAUAGGAUGCCGGAUAAGUUUCCGGUGGGGAUGAAGGUUCUCUUGGUGGAUGACGACUCGACCUGCUUGGCGGUGGUGGAGCGCAUGCUUCUUCACUGCCAGUAUGAUGUUACAACUUGUUUCGAGGCUAAAAGAGCCUUGUCUCUUCUAAGGGAGAACAAGGAUGCUUUUGAUAUGAUAAUCAGCGAUGUUCAUAUGCCUGAUAUGGAUGGGUUCAAGCUGCUCGAAUUAGUUGGUCUCGAAAUGGAUCUACCUGUCAUCAUGAUGUCUGGUGAUACUAGAUUCAAUGUUGUCAUGAAAGGAGUAAGUCAUGGGGCCUGUGAUUUCUUAUCGAAGCCUGUACGCAUGGAAGAGCUACAAAACAUAUGGCAGCAUGUUGUCAGAAGAAAGUGGCUUGAUAGUAAAGAAAUUGAACAUUCGGGUAGUGUGGAGGAAGCUGACCAUAAUAGACAAGUUAAUGAUGAUUCUGAAUAUGAUUCCACACUGAAUGAUGGAACUGAUGGUUCGUGGAAACAUCGGAAAAUGAAAAGAGAUGCUAAAGAAGAUGAUGAUGGUGAUUUAGAUAAUGUGGACCCUUCUUCGUCAAAGAAACCACGUGUGGUGUGGUCGGUUGAACUCCAUCAGCAGUUUGUCAAUGCUGUGAACCAACUUGGAAUCGACAAGGCUGUGCCGAAGAGAAUCUUAGAAUUAAUGAAUGUUCCUGGUUUGACCAGAGAAAAUGUUGCUAGCCAUUUGCAGAAAUUCAGACUUUACCUAAAGAGAUUAAGUGGAGUGGCUCAACACCACACUGGACUUAAUAAUUCAUUAUGUGGAUCUUCUUCAAAUGCAAAAGUGGGUCAGUUGGGACGACUUGAUUUCCAAACUUUGGCAGUCUCAGGUCAAAUUCCUCCACAAACCCUGGCUGCCUUGCAAGAUGAGCUCUUAGGUCAUCCUUCGCAUAGCUUUGCUAUGCAGACAACAAACCUGCCAGUACCUCAACAGGCUUCAGUGCAAGGUACUAAUUGUGUUACUUUUGAAUGUGGAAUAGCAUUUGGCCAGCCUUCGCUGAAGGGUCAGGCAGUAUCUUCUUUACCAGUUUGGUCCACAAAUGACCCUGGGGCUGUGGGCUCUGCCAGCAACCUUGGAAGGUUGAAUACUCGGAACAAUAACAUGCUGGUGACAAUGUUGCAGCAGCCACAGCCACAAACAGUGAUAUCAGAUUCCAAUCGUGCAAUUAAAAUGCAACCAUCUUGCCUGGUAACCCCCAGAAAAUCAUCAAGCAAUUUUCAGGUUCAGGGGAAUCCUAUGCUUUUAAAUCAGGACUUUGUAGUCCCCUCUCAGUCUUCAACUAAUUAUCAAGGGGGGAAUACUGUUGUUCCGGUGAUCCAGGAUUCUGUUGUAGUUACUUCUCAAUCAUCCACCAGCUUGAAGGCAGGGAAUAAUCAUUUUAUUACAAAUCAUAGAUCAUCAAUAUUUCCCUCACAAUCAUUGACUGGAUUUUCACUAGGGAAUGAUACUGGGCUCCUAAAUCAAGUCUCUAUAUUACCCCCUUCUCAAACAUCAAACAGUUUUCAGGCAGGGACCAAAUCUUUUCAUAGUAACCAGAACUCCAUGGUAGUUCCAUCUCAGCUAUCAAGCACCCUGCAGACAGAGAAAAGCAUUAUGCCUGUCACUGUGAAUUACAAUCCAUUGCCAACUCAAUCAGAUAUUAUGCCAUCCAGCAUGGGACAAGUCUUAGAUGGAGGCUUUGAGAAUUUAGCUGCUGUAGAUGGCUAUUCUGUUCCUAUAUCGAUGGUUCCAGAAGCUUUAUCAAGCACAAGUAGCAGUACCAGUUGGCAGUUGCAUCACCCUGAUGUUAUUAUAGGUCGGCCUAAUGGGUCACCUUGUCUUGUGCCUAACUCUUGCAAUGUUCAAGCCACUGAUACACAAUUGGGGAAAUUUCCUGAAAAAGGACAAUGUAGAAGUCUUGGUUUUGUUGGUAAAGGUACUUGCCUUCCAAGCCGUUUUGCUGUGGAUGAUAUUGAGUCCCCAACUAAUGACUUGACUAAUACUAGUACUUAUACCGGUGACGAUGGAUUUGUUCUAAAUCAAGAUAUUUUUGGAAUUAAUGGGGCAUUUCAAAGUGGACAUUGUGCUUCCACAAGUUUCAAAUGAUCUCAUGAAUAUUUUAAUUAUGGGUCAGCUGGAUGACUUACUGAUCCAAAGCAGCAUAUCUUUGCAAUAGACAGGAUCUCCAAUUGAGUCGGAACAACUCUUUCAUGGGCUUCAUCUUUUGCCAUCUCCCAAGAUACUCGGUAAGUUAUCAAGGUGGUCCACCAGCAAUGUAGUUAUGACAAGUGAUUGGAUGCUGAGAAAAUACGUUCCAUUGGAUCUUUGUGGUUGUGAAUUGAAGAAAGAAGGCCCUCUCGGCUUGUCAGUUUGAUACAAUAAUUUUGUUCUUCUUUUCCUCUUUUUUUAAUUAAACCAGUAGGAUGAAAGCAUGGGAGACUGUCCAGAAGUUAUGUAAUUAUUGGUUAAUGGUGUGGAACAAAAUUUGGUGUAAAUUAGGUCGACCAAGGUUCAUUGGUUUUCUUUAGUCCUUGGAUGCACAAUUUGUCCAUAUUUUUCUUUGAUUUUUUUUCGCCUGUUAUGUCGCCGGCAAGAACAAGUUUGCGAAUGAUGAUCUUCUGUAAGCAAA